This is a messenger RNA of Rhinopithecus roxellana (golden snub-nosed monkey), 2005 nucleotides long. RefSeq names its product zinc finger protein 98-like. The coding region runs from base 26 to 2005 and encodes 659 amino acids. The record is from RefSeq and is a predicted model, not a curated record. Gene Ontology annotation, biological process: regulation of DNA-templated transcription. NCBI's taxonomy places the organism in Eukaryota, Metazoa, Chordata, Mammalia, Primates, Cercopithecidae. The transcript is spliced from 6 exons.
CAAGUAGUGGAGAUCCACAGUUAAGAUGCCAGGACCCCCUGGAAGCCUAGAAAUGGGAGUGUUGACAUUUAGGGAUGUGGCCGUAGAAUUCUCUCUGGAGGAGUGGCAAUGCCUGGACACUGCACAGCAGAAUUUAUAUAGGAAUGUGAUGUUAGAGAACUACAGAAACCUGGUCUUCCUGGGUAUUGCUGCCUCUAAGCCAGGCCUGAUCACCUGUCUGGAGCAAGGAAAAGAACCUUGGAAUGUGAAGAGACAUAAGAUGGGAGCUGCACCCCCAGUUGUAUGUCCUUAUUUUGCCCAAGACCUUUGGCCAAAGCAGGGCAUAAAAAAUUAUAUCCAAAAAGUGAUACUGAGAAGAUAUAAAAAAUGUGGACCUGAAAAUUUACAGCUAAGAAAAUACUGUAAAAGCGUGGAUGAGUGUAAGGUGUGCGAAGAAUGUUACAAUGGACUUAGCCAGUGUUUGACAAUUGCCCAAAACAAAAUAUUUCAAUGUGACAAAUACAUGAAAGUCUUUCAUAAAUUUUCAAAUUCAGACAGACAUAAGAUAAAACAUACUGGAAAGAAAGCUUUCCAACGUAAAGAAUGUGAAAAGUCAUUUUGUGUGCUUUCACACUUAGCUCAACAUGAAAGAAUUCAUACUGGAGAGAAACCCUACAAAUGUAAAGAAUGUGGGAAAGCCUACAAUGAGGCCUCAAACCUUUCUACACAUAAAAGAAUUCAUACUGGAAAGAAAUCCUACAAAUGUGAAGAGUGUGGAAAAGCCUUUAACCGGCUUUCACACCUUACUACACAUAAGAUAAUUCACACUGGAAAGAAACCCUACAAAUGUGAGGAGUGUGGCAAAGCUUUUAACCAGUCUGCAAACCUUACUACACAUAAGAGAAUUCAUACUGGAGAGAAACCCUACAAAUGUGAAGAAUGUGACAAAGCUUUUAACAAUUCCUCAGCCCUUACUAUGCAUAAGAGAAUUCAUACUGGAGAGAAACCCUACAAAUGUGAGGAAUGUGGCAAAGCUUUUUGCGGGUCCUCAACCCUUACUACGCAUAAGAGAAUUCAUAGUGGAGAGAAACCCUACAAAUGUGAAGAAUGUGGCAAAGCCUUUAAGCAGUCCUCACACCUUACUACACACAAGAUAAUUCAUACUGGAGAGAAGCCCUACAAUUGUGAAGAAUGUGGCAAAGCUUUUAACAAUUUCUCAACCCUUAUGAAACAUAAGAUAAUUCAUACUGGGGAGAAACCCUACAAAUGUGAAGAAUGUGGCAAAGCUUUUAACAAUUCCUCAACCCUUAUGAAACAUAAGAUAAUUCAUACUGGGGAGAAACCCUACAAAUGUGAAGAAUGUGGCAAGGCUUUUAGCAAGUCCUCAAACCUUACUACACAUAAGAGAAUUCAUACUGGAGAGAAACCCUACAAAUGUGAAGAAUGUGGCAAAGCUUUUAGCAAGUCCUCAACCCUUACUACACAUAAGAGAAUUCAUAGUGGAGAGAAACCCUACAAAUGUGAAGAAUGUGGCAAAGCUUUUAGCAAGUCCUCAACCCUUACUACACAUAAGAGAAUUCAAGCUGGAGAGAAACCCUACAAAUGUGAGGAAUAUGGCAAAGCUUUUAGCCAGUCCUCAACCCUUACUACACAUAAGAGAAUUCAUACUGGAGAGAAACCCUACAAAUGUGAAGAAUGUGGCAAAGCUUUUAACAAGUCCUCAACACUUACUACACAUAAGAGAAUUCAUAGUGGAGAGAAACCCUACAAAUGUGAAGAAUGUGGCAUAGCUUUUAACAAUUCCUCAACCCUUACUACACAUAAGAGAAUUCAUACUGGAGAGAAACCCUACAAAUGUGAAGAAUGUGGCAAAGCUUUUAGAAAGUCCUCAACCCUUACUACACAUAAGAGAAUUCAUACUGGAGAGAAACCCUACAAAUGUGAAGAAUGUGGCAAAGCCUUUAGCCAGUCCUCAAACCUUACUACACACAAGAUAAAUCACUGGAGAAAACUUUUACAAGUGUGA